UGCGCCGUGCAUGGGCGCCGGAAGGCUGCGCGCCUGCUUGGUUCUCCGCCUCCCGGCUCUUGAGUGCUUCUUCGCCGUCGCGCCUUGCAGCUUUCGCCCGGGCUGGGCGCGUGCAGGAGGAGAAGGAGAAGAGCUGCCGCCGCCGCCGCCGCCUCGGCUCUUUGCGCAGAUACAUUGUGUGUUUGACGCAAUUUACAACACUUCCUCCCCAACGCGAACAUUGGCAGGAAGCAUAGGUUUUUCUGGAGUCGACAUCCAUUCAUGUGCUUAGAAGCAUGACAGAGGUGAUGAACACACGCGAACCCGUGAUGGAGGAAUUUACCUUGAGCCAGCCCGAGGAAGAAGGAGGCACCACCAGCCAGGCUUUUCCAGAUGCACAUGAAAAGUAUCCUAAGUUGUCGAAAAGAUUGCCAUCCAUUGUGGUAGAGCCAUCCGAGACGGGAGAUGUUGAAAGUGGAGAGCUUCGUUGGCCACCAGAUGAUCUGAAAUCGUUGGAGGAUAAGAAGGCGCUGGCUGCUCAGAGAGUCUGUGCUCAACAGCAGCAAAUGGAUCUUGAAAGUGCCCUGCCACAUCAAGAUAUGGGAGAGAGUACAGCAUCCACCGAAACCAGAACUGAAGACGACGACUAAGGAACUUUGUUGGACGGCCGGAGUUUCGAGCUUUAGAAAGCUAGCACAUUCCGAAGACGUGUCAAAGCGAAUCUAUUUUAAAAACGCGAAAGGUUUUCCCUUUAUUUGCAUUAUCAAGUUAGAACAUGACGAGGAAUUCACGGGCUUUAGAACUGUUCCUUUCAAACGUUUACCUUUACAGGCUGGGAUUCAUACCGUUUAAAUUUCCUCUGGGGGAAAACGGAGCACAUUAGGAAAUACAUUCCAGUUCCUAUUACGAAAGCCACAAAGGAAAUAAAUUAGUGCACGCAGAGACUAGACAAGAACACACUCAAUUAGUUACAAUUAGCACUUUUAAAUGGAACUGCCUUAUUAAAGGUAAGGCUACCUUUUUGGUAGCAAUACAAAGGGUUAGCUUUGCUAUCGUACACCUUAAAUCUAUUCAACCUCUCUUGUUUUAGCCAUUUAAAAACUAGCACUGUGAUAUUAUGGAUAAUAGAUGUAAUAUAAUGUCACCAUCUGACUUUGUACCUUUUUUUGUAUAGAGACACGAGUUUAACUUUUGAAUCAAGGCUAUAUGGAAAUUUAGGACUGCCUUUUAGUGGUGUAGAACUAUAUUUAGCCCUUAGCCCUCUCUCUUCUUUUUUGUGUGCAAAUUCAAAUGAAACCAGCCUUUUAUUAAUACUCAGUGUGUAUUUUAAAGACAAUGGGCCAAAGUUUGAAGAGCUCUUUAUUGACGUGCAUUUCUUGGAUGAAAAUAGCUAUUCAUCAGUGUUUGUGAAUUGAGACAGUUCUGUGUAACUUUGAUUGGCUGGGCAUUGCUUAUAUUUGUGUACAUGAUCUGUGUUCCAAAUUCCACCCUGUUAUAACUGGCCGCUGUCUCAAAAAAGGCAGCGGGUGGGUGGGGCAGGGAGAUUUCUGCUCUUUACAUCAAGGCUGAAUUUGCUCUGAGUUGUUAAUAAGAAAUAUUGUUGCUAUUUUUAUGGAUCCUGCCGAUUUUUUUUUACAUAUAGUUUUGGCUUUGAAGAUUGGGCAGAAAGGGCCUGUCUGGAACAGAUACGGGGUGCAUCUUUUACUUAAUUAAUAUUGCCCCUCACACCAUAAUGUCUUAUUUUGACUAUUUAGCCUACCAAGGUUUUUUAUGUAGGGGUUGUAGAUAUUUGAGGCACAAGCAGAUGUGGUAAAUAGAGCCACAAAAUGCUCAAUGGCCUUAUCUACAUUAUAGGUUUAAACUGGCACAGUGGUCAUUGCCUCUCUGCAAGGAAUCCUGGAGUUUUGUAUAGUUUUGUGAGUGAGGACACAUCACUGUCAGUGGUCUCACCAGACUACAAUUCACAGGAUUCACUGGGGAAAGCCAUGGCAGUUCAACUGGUAUAAAGCCAAUAGAGCAGCCUUCCUCAACCUGGGGCGCU
Molecule: messenger RNA, 2020 nt
Organism: Elgaria multicarinata webbii
Lineage: Eukaryota; Metazoa; Chordata; Lepidosauria; Squamata; Anguidae
Gene: LBHD2
Product: LBH domain containing 2
Exons: 5
Coding region: 276-629 (117 amino acids)
Source: RefSeq, a predicted model, not a curated record